Xenopus laevis (African clawed frog) is the source of this 1203-nucleotide messenger RNA. RefSeq names its product Ras homolog, mTORC1 binding L homeolog (gene rheb.L). Lineage: Eukaryota; Metazoa; Chordata; Amphibia; Anura; Pipidae. Gene Ontology annotation, molecular function: GTP binding; GTPase activity. The record is from RefSeq and is marked provisional. Gene Ontology annotation, cellular component: lysosomal membrane; endoplasmic reticulum membrane; membrane. Gene Ontology annotation, biological process: signal transduction.
GCCAAGGCGGGGCGAGAGAAGAGAGGCAGGAGCAGACGCAAUAGCACGGGCCACGCUUCUCUCUCUCGACUGGACUUGGAGAGAAUCUGUGCGUCGUCGUUACGUGCUCGGCCCCGUCGGUGGAUGCGGCUCUCUUGUUCCUGAAAGGAAGAAACGGUGGAGGCAGCAAAGAUGCCGCAACCCAAGUCGCGUAAAAUCGCCAUCCUCGGCUAUCGCUCCGUGGGAAAAUCUUCAUUGACCAUUCAGUUUGUUGAAGGCCAAUUUGUUGACUCGUAUGACCCAACUAUAGAAAAUACAUUCACCAAACAAAUUUCUGUGAAUGGACAAGAAUAUCAGCUUCAGUUAGUAGAUACUGCUGGACAGGAUGAGUUUUCCAUAAUUCCUCAAACGUACUCCAUAGAUAUCAAUGGAUAUAUUCUUGUGUAUUCAGUCACAUCAAUUAAAAGUUUUGAAGUGAUUAAAGUUAUCCAUGAGAAGUUGUUGGAUAUGGUGGGAAAAGUUCAAGUACCCAUUAUGUUGGUUGGAAACAAAAAAGACUUGCAUAUGGAAAGGGUGAUAAGCUAUGAAGAAGGAAAAUCAUUGGCUGAGUCGUGGAAUGCUGCUUUUUUGGAAUCCACUGCUAAAGAAAAUCAGACCACAGUUGAUGUUUUUAAAAGGAUAAUUUUGGAGGCAGAAAAAAUUGAUGGCGGGUCUUCACAAGGGAAGUCGUCAUGUUCUGUAAUGUAAUUCCACUACACAAGACGCGGACACUGGGAAUUUAUUCUACUUGAAUAAGCAAACUGCCUGUUCUACUUCAAAACUAUGCUUUUCUGUUAACUAUUUCCAUGCCAGAGGAGCCAGUACCUGUACUUUCCUCCUCUGACAAGCAAACGUUUAACAAUGGUAAAGUUUGGAUGGUCAUUUUUUUUUUUUUUUUUUAAUGGUUUUUCUUCAGAUUACGUCAUAAUCUGGCUUUGCGCAGAUGAUUUCACUGCCACCUUCAAAAUGUCUCGAUCGCAAACAUCUUCGAUUUGUAUAUCCUAUUUCUUAAUAUUAAGGCCUAGACUUUAUACUGGCAUUAAUUUUUCAUUGUAGUUUGUUUAUAAUAUUGUUAUCAUACAGACGAUGCAUAUUGUUACAUCACUCUUACUUAACCAGGCUUGAAUGUCGGUGUUUCUUUCGUUGUUCAAUGUAAACUUGUAAAUAAAACAGCUGCAGACCUUA